This is a messenger RNA of Acanthoscelides obtectus, 438 nucleotides long. The record is from the annotation of a GenBank genome assembly. Lineage: Eukaryota; Metazoa; Arthropoda; Insecta; Coleoptera; Chrysomelidae.
AACUGAGGUGCUGUGGUGCUUUAGGCGAACUCUUCUGCCUUACGCUGCGAUCUUCCUUGAUCUUCCAUCAAGAUGCCUCUAGCCGCUGCCGCUUUGAAACUUGAGGACCUGAAAACAGCACCGUUUGACCCCAGGUUCCCAAACACCAACCAAACUCGGUACUGUUACCAGAGCUACGUGGACUAUCACAGAUGCCAGAAGAUUCGCGGUCAGAACUACGCCCCCUGCGACUACUUCAAAAAGGUCUUCCACUCGAUCUGUCCCAAUGCUUGGGUAGAGAGAUGGGACCAGCAGAGGGAGGAUGGUACAUUCCCAGGAAACAUUUAAAAUGUAUGGAAAAUUUUAGAUCAAAAUAGUUGUCCUGUAGGUUUUUUCAUUCUAUGUAUAUAUUACAUGUUAGCUUCGAGCCGAUAAUAAAGUUUUUGUUUUAAAAUGUGA